AUGCAGCAAAUCCAUCAACUACAUGGUGCUGCUGCUACUAUGCUUCAGUGGCGAGAUGGCACGGUGAAGAUGCUCCAGCAGCCGGCACUUGCGGCUGCAAAGCUACACAUGGUUUGGUGGCAGUGCAACAGCUGCAAGCCUUCAGGAGGUGGCUGUUUAGCAUUGGCAACCAUGGGAGGCUGCUACGAGAUGCUAGCAGCCGCGCUUCCUUGUGGUUGCAGCAAGGUUUCUGUCGUGGAUUGCAAUAUCGUAGUGGCCAUACUCCUCAAUAUUCAUCUGAAGAUCCCUUCUUCCUCUUCUCUUCUCUUUCUCCCUGCAAAACAACACGAAGUGAAAAGACCACACCAGGGGGUGUUGGCCAAAGGCCUUUUGAUGUCUAAGUUAGGUCGACUGUGUGUAGAAAAAAUAGUAGCUAACAAAGUGUAUGGAGAUUUCUCUCUGGAAGAACCGGGUGGCUAG
Messenger RNA from Prunus armeniaca (apricot), 459 nucleotides. NCBI's taxonomy places the organism in Eukaryota, Viridiplantae, Streptophyta, Magnoliopsida, Rosales, Rosaceae. The record is from the annotation of a GenBank genome assembly.